AUGGAAAGAGCGCUUGCUCUGCUUGCACCAAAGUGUGGUAUGCCUAUCGCAUAUUUCCUUCAGCAAGAUUACUCGAAUGUUCUUGCGAUAGAAUAUGCACGAAAAUUUGAUACACCGAAAUUGGCUGUACCUAUCUCCAACAAGCUUGGCUUUUCUGUAUAUCGCCUAAAUAACCCUUUCGCACGUCAAAAAUGGGAAAUAACUUUUCAACCAACAGAAACUAUGCGUAUGCGCGCAGAACAAACUAAACUAGUGCUCAUCGCCGCCGCUGUCACCCCCCCAGCAAUAUACCGUAGUAGUAUAGUUGAUGAUCAUGAAGAUAGUAGUUGUAGUGUUGAAAAAGGUUAUAAUGGUGGGGAUAGUGGUGGUGGUGAUGAUGAUAGUGACGUCGGCGGCAAUGGCCGCGGAGACGGAGAAACUUCACUCCCGAAACCUUUCAUCAGAGCUCCGGCGAGAUUUUCGUCGAUAGCACCAUACGACGCCCACCACAGCGACAUCGAUUUCUCUCUCAUAUUCGAUGUUGGUUACGCCAACCGGCUGAUUCCAUGGAAUCCAGAUGGCCCUAAAAUGAUUGAAUCUCUACAUCUCACUGCCCACAAUAACAUAUUCAAAAUCCAUCCCGAUCAUUUUAUAGUCAACGGCUACAAUGCCCUCCCUGAUGCGCAUCUAUAUAUGAAGAGGAAAUUGCUCUGUCGUUUGAUUAGGAAAAUCGCAGAGAAAGAACACGAAGAUUCGAAAUGGGGUACUGUUAAUAUUAUGCGACAUGAGCCUGAAUGGUGGAUUGAUGGAGAGGUGGAGGAUCCCGCUCUAUAUCGAGAGAGUCGCGGUUUUGAUGACAGAAAAGGCCAUAACACUCCCAACAACACCUUCUGCUCAUAA
Molecule: messenger RNA, 879 nt
Organism: Sclerotinia borealis F-4128
Lineage: Eukaryota; Fungi; Ascomycota; Leotiomycetes; Helotiales; Sclerotiniaceae
Source: the annotation of a GenBank genome assembly